CCCUCCCUCCCUCUAUCCAUUUACAUUCAUGUGCUAUGAAUGCAUUCACUAACUUACACUAACAUCUUCCCCAGAGUUCUCUGCCUUCUCAUCUCCCAGGUGGAGGUGGGAAUGUUGGAAUUGCCGUUUCCUGCCCUGGAACUACUAUUUUCAAUGUUGAUUUUCAUUUUUCUUCAUUUCUCCUUCUCCCCUUAGCCCUUUCCCUCUCUCUCGUUCGCUCGCUCUCUCUCUCUCCCCACACAGAAACACCCCUAGCCAGCCGGUGAAUUCAAACCUAGAACCCUUUUGCUGUGAGGCGACAAUACCAACCACUGAACCACCACGCCGCACCAAAAAGUAUAACAAAGAAACCAACGCUGUUAUGGCAGAUCAAGAUGGGAAAAAGAGUCAGGAGGAGGACCUGUCUCUUGGCAUCAAGGAUCAGAGUAAGCACCAAGCUAGCGAGCCCUAUCCAUUUCAUAAGUAUAAUCAUACCAAUAGAUACACGGAGGGCAGCAUUCUUAAUAUUCCAGAAUCAGGUGCCUUAAACUAUAUCGAACCCUGCCAUGAAUACAAAGCUUUCAUCAAUACAACAGAUGAAACAAAAAUGAGCAAGUUCACUGAUGAAGUUAUUCGCUUCGCAGCCGCCUGCAUGAAUAGCCGCACCAAUGGUACCAUACAUUUUGGUAUUGGGGACAAGCCAAAUUUCAUCCAUGGUCAAGUGCUAGGAGUAGUUGUUGAGGACAAAGAGGCUUAUCUAAAUGAGCUCAAAUUUGCCAUUGACAGGUCUUUUGAGUUUAAACACAAACAGGCUGCUCAAAAGUGCAUCAAACCUCCUCGAUUUGUUGGUGUCCUCAAUAAGAAUAUGACAUCCUCUGACAAAUGUGUGAUAGAAGUGGACAUAGUUCCUGAUUAUGUGAUCUGUGAAGAAAACAUCUAUCACACUUUCAACAUGGACACAAAAAAAGCCAAGAAAAAAGAAAAAGGUAAAGACGCAGACAAAACUGAAACAAAACCCUCAAAGCAAUUCUUUAUCCGAGAUGGUGGUAGCAGCAGGAAUCUCCUCGUACCAACCACAUCUGACAAACACAUGGAGCAGUACAACCGGUUUAUUCCCAGUGUGGCAAAACAAUCACAACUCCGGAAACAAGCCGAAGAGAAGCCCCUCAAUGUGAUCAAAAACAGCAAUCAGGGCUCUAGAUUAAGUCAGAUGAUAACUGGUGGAUCCCUCUCGUUAGACAAGUCACACUUUGAGCGUUAUAUAAUAGUGACUAACAAGUCACACUCAAUCCAGUUGGAAUCACUGGGAUUUCUUGUAGAACUCGACCCAACAGCUGUUUUGGACUUUGAUCCAGAAUCAGCUGAAUGUGGAUUGCAGAGUUACUUUGAACAGCAGAGUACAGUGAGUGUCCAUUUACCAUCAGAGUAUAAAAUCCCAGAAGGCAUUGAGGACAUUGCAGACAUGUUUAAACUAACUAAAAAAACCAGAUGGAUGUUCUGCAACGGUGGUAUCAAGGAUGAGGUACCCUCAGAUAUAGACCAGUGGUCGAAGGACAAGGGAGCCUCCAUCCAAGAAGUGAUUUCAUUCUUGUGCCGGAAAGAUGUGUUUCCAAACAAGAGAUUCCUUGUCAUUUUCUUAAUUUUAUCUACUGUUAGUGAGCAGAUGGAUCCUCUUGUUGAGACUUUCAGCACAUUCUUUCAUGAGCUCAAAGGCACAGAGCAAAUCCUUUGUAUCUGUGACAAUGAAAACGCAUUUACAUCCUGGAAAGACUUAAUUAAGGCUCGUUGUGGAAACGACAUCUCUGAUAGAUGCAUAUAUGAGCUCAGCUUAACUGAAGUCAACGGCACUAUCCUCAGCCUUUUGUCAAAAAAACGUAGAUCAAGUCGUUUCCUAACCUGUGGUGGAGGAAGCAAAGUGCUUCUUAAAAAGAAAGUGGAGUGUAGCCUGAAUAGCUUAGAGAUUUUGUGUACGAACCAAUGUGAAGGAGGUAAUGAGGACAACAUUCCCAUUGAGGAGAACUUCUACAAAGGAGGAAAAGUGUCUUGGUGGAAUUUCUAUUUCUCAGAGCAGCCUGGAUCAACACCGUUCAUUAAACGAGAUAAGUUUGACUUCAUAAAGAAGACUGUGAUACCAGAUUUGUGCUCCUUGAGAAAACCCUGUGUGUUGUUCAACCUCAUGCAUGUUCCUGGAUGUGGUGGGACAACUUUGGCCAUGCAUAUUUUAUGGGCUCUCCGGGACAGAUUCCGUUGUGCCAUUCUUAAAAACAGUAAAGCAGACUUUGCUGAAGUUGCUGACCAAGUGGUAAAACUUUUAACGCAUGACCAUGAAGAGCAUUUACCACGGGUCCCAGUUUUGCUGAUGAUAGAUGACUUUGAUGAUAUGAAAAAAGUGAAAUUCUUGCAGCAAUUAAUUGAAAAAGAAUGCAAGAAGAAGGUCAUUCAGUGCAAGUCUGCCCAUGUAAUUCUCCUUAAUUGUGUGAGGGCAGAGUCCUCUGAAGUGACUGAAUCAACGGACACUGUGUUCAUUAGAAAUGAUCUCUACGAAUUAGAGCAGAAACAGUUUGUUCAACAACUUGUAGAAAUAGAGAAAACACACAAGAAUGCUGACACGUUCUAUGGUUUCAUGAUCAUGAAGAAGAACCUUAAGCCAGACUAUAUUCAGCAUGUGGUCCACAAUACCCUGAAGAGCUUCAACAAGAAUCAGAAACACGCACAACUCCUGGCUGUUUUAGCUUUAUUGAAUGUAUAUGGUAAUGGCACCUCUCUCUCCAGCUCUGUGUGUCACAAUUUUCUUGGUCUGCAACCUACAUUAGUUUGUGGAACUGACAGUGUUGAAGAAAGAUUUGAUACAUUUUCCACUUUAGUUGCCAGCAGAGCAGUUAAGGGAAAGGUACACAAGGCCGUGGAAAUUAUCCAUCCAAGUUUUGCAUGGUACUGUCUUCAGGAAAUAACUCCCAAAAUGACAAUAGCUGAAAUAAUCAACCUACUCUUGACCACAGAUGAGCUUUAUGAGGAUACUGAAGGCAAAGACAUACUCAUGCAAGACGUUCUUAGCAUUUUGAUUGAGAGACAUUCAAUGAUGGCCAAAUCUCAGUCUCAUUCCAUCGACCGUCCUUCCAUUCUCAAGAGAUUGAGUUAAUGAUUAAAAAAGAUUUGAGAAAAAUAACAGCAUUGCUCAGUUACAAUCUAAAUACCAUCACCGUAACGAUUUCAACAACAAUAAUAAUAAUUAUUAUUAAAGCCGCAA
Scomber scombrus (Atlantic mackerel) is the source of this 3226-nucleotide messenger RNA. Its product is annotated as sterile alpha motif domain-containing protein 9-like. The record is from RefSeq and is a predicted model, not a curated record. The transcript has 3 exons. Lineage: Eukaryota; Metazoa; Chordata; Actinopteri; Scombriformes; Scombridae. Gene Ontology annotation, cellular component: cytoplasm. Bases 362 to 3118 code for a protein of 918 amino acids.